Hippoglossus stenolepis (Pacific halibut) is the source of this 879-nucleotide messenger RNA. RefSeq names its product coiled-coil domain-containing protein 30-like. The record is from RefSeq and is a predicted model, not a curated record. NCBI's taxonomy places the organism in Eukaryota, Metazoa, Chordata, Actinopteri, Pleuronectiformes, Pleuronectidae. The coding region runs from base 1 to 723 and encodes 240 amino acids. The transcript is spliced from 3 exons.
AUGGAGAGGAUCAAAAGCUCAGGAGAUGAGCAACACAAGUGCAGCAUGAAGAAAAGGCUCCGCCGAGCCCUCCAGGACUCGCAGAGGGAGAUCCAGGAGCUGGCGGCUGAAAGCGCCUGGCUGAAGGAGCUGGAGGCUAAAAACGCCCGGCUGGAGGAGCUAGAGGCUGAAAACGCCUGGCUGAAGGCUAAAAACGCCCGUCUGGAGGAGCUAGAGGCUGAAAACGCCUGGCUGAAGGAGCUGGAGGUACUAAACGGCCGACUGGAGGCUGAAAAUGCCUUGCUGAAGGCUGAAAAUGCCCGGGUGAAAGACCUGGAGGCUGAAACCCAACGGCUGGAGAAGCUGAGGGCUGAAAACGCUGCUCUCAAAAAGCAGAUCACCAUGGAAAAUAUUUCCUGGGGAGAAGAGAGGAAGAAGAUGGUCGAGAAGUUGAAGUCUUCUACCUCACUUCUGUUGAAGUCCAAAGACGACCUGACCAGCUUGAUUCAGCUCGUGGAGUCUGAAAAAGCCCAAAAGAAGGAGCUGGAGAAGGAGCUCAGAAACAUGAACAUGAGCUUUAAAGUAAAAGAGGUCGAGGUCGUCUUCCUCUUUAAAGUAAAAGAGGAAGAGGUCGUCUCCCUGAAUGCAGACCUGAAGCUCCAGCAGGACAAGCUGCAGCAAUACAUCCUCAAAAAUGAGGGCAGGUCCGAGGAAAUAGAGGAGCUGAAUUGGAGACUUAGAUGAAAGGAGGUCCACCGAGCACGAGGAGUCCCUAGAAAAGGAAAUCAAGCUGGAGGACGCCAUACAACUCCCGAUCCAGCAGAACAUUGUGCUUCAGGAACAGGCCUUGAAGACUGACAGCUACAAGGAGAGGGUCAAGAAGGAGAAAGAGGAGAAGAA